Fopius arisanus is the source of this 3022-nucleotide messenger RNA. It is a transcript of the gene Reck, whose product is annotated as Reversion-inducing-cysteine-rich protein with kazal motifs. The coding region runs from base 210 to 2996 and encodes 928 amino acids. Gene Ontology annotation, biological process: extracellular matrix organization. Gene Ontology annotation, cellular component: plasma membrane. Gene Ontology annotation, molecular function: metalloendopeptidase inhibitor activity; protein binding. The record is from RefSeq and is a predicted model, not a curated record. NCBI's taxonomy places the organism in Eukaryota, Metazoa, Arthropoda, Insecta, Hymenoptera, Braconidae. The transcript has 8 exons.
UCAACAGCGCAACUUCUCAUCUCUCCCUUAACUAUCAUUUCCUUGAUGAAUGAAAAACAAUUACCCCAUCAUCGAUUUUCACCCGCCAGAAUAUCAGAAAAAAAUAAAUCACCUGUCGUCAUGAUUUAAAAAUCCAGUGAACGUUUCCUCCCAGUGAGUGACCAAUAUUAAAUAAAAAAAAUUAGUAGAUUUUAAACAUUUGUUUAAACAUGAGGGAUUCAACCAUGUGGACUGUGGGAUUUAUUUUCUUACACUUGUGGAUUUUUGGAGACACGAGGAAUUCGUUAGCUGAUAUUUCUGAAAUGUCGUGUUGCUCGUAUGCCACUGGGUCCUGCCGCAGUGUCUGCUCUCAGAUUUCUCUUGUGGCCCUGGGAGCCGAUCCAAUUGCCCGAGAGAAUUCCUCUCGACAAUUGCAAGAGUUCUGUUCAAUGGAAUUGACGCAAUUUUGGACGUGCGUCAAUUCUACCCUCGAUGAAGCGAGAAAAAAUGAGGAUUGGUCAGGUCGUCAGUGCUGUCAGCUAGCUCAAUACCCAAUUUGUCAGUCGACCUGCGCCCUCGCGGGUAGCAGAGAGUCCCUGAGAGGCUCAUGUCGUCCAAGUGACGAGCCUGAAUUUUACACCUGCCUAGAACGACGGGAAGACGGUGAGAAAUGCUGCAGCAACGUCUCCAACGCCACCUGCCGAGCAGUCUGUCGUGAAUUGUUCGACAAUCCGAAGAAGCCGUCCAGCCUGAAGGUAUACAGCAGCAAAGGCUGCUUCCACCAGGUGCCCAAGUGCUUGAAGAAUGUGGCAGACGCCCCAAACGCAGAGAAUCCAAAACAAUAUUUGCAGUGUUGUCACGAGGCACCUAACGCCCCCUGUCUGGAUGCCUGCCGUCACGUCCUUCUGACAGCAGUGACUAUUAAAGAUAUUUUGGACACCCUGGAGGAAAAAUGUCCACCAGUCCAGCCGCACUCGCCCUUCUGGAGUUGCUUCCUCCAAGCAUCUCCAAUCAAACCAUCGAGGCUACCCCUGGACAUCGGUAAAUUGGGCUGUUGUUCUCGUGCUGCCAGCGCCACCUGUCAAAGUCUUUGUUGGCGGGCAUUUCGGGCAGACUGGGAAGCGGCGUCGAUUCAACUGGAGUCCGAGUGUCUUCCUGCGAGUGCUGAAGGAGAGCUCAGAAGGUGUCUGGAGGAUGCCGAUGAACCCUGCGAGCUGGGGUGCACUGGCCUAUCCUACUGCUCAAAUUUCAACAACAGACCGACAACUUUAUUCAGAACCUGCUCUGCGGAAUCGGAUAUAACGGCCAAACAGGAAGUGGACCGUUGGGCUCGCGGCGCCGUAAUUCGAGGCCUGGGUGUCCCUGUCCGCGUCGACCCAUCCUGCCCGGCCGAGUCCCUCAAAGCAGCCGUCUGCUUCCUUCAGCUUCGCCCGUGUGAGCCUCAAGUUCACGAAACGCGUCUCUGUAGAAACGACUGCAUCGACCUUCUGACGAACUGCGUGGACUGGUCCCUGACACCCGGCACCCAAUCCGCAAUUUCCCUCUGCUCCCACCUGUCUCCUCCUCGUCCCGAAAUGCCCUGCAUCUCCCUGAAACCCUUCAUCAGCCCCAUUCUCCCUGAGAAGGGACGGAUCACAAAUCCCUGUCGAGAUUCGCCAUGCGGAAAAUCCGAAGUGUGCAUUCCGCAACACAAUAUGUCGGACAACUCGACGGCCUACGAGUGCCUUCCAGGUUGUGUUCUCGGUGAGAUGUCACAUCUCCACGUACCCCAGAACACGUGGGUACAGAUCCCGAGGGAAGACCAGAUCGGCUGCCUGAGAAUCUGCCAGUGCACGCAAAAUGGUGUCGAAAAAUGUCGCAAUCUCAAUUGCUUUCCCGUCAACUCCUGCUUCAUUCAAAAUCGAUACAUCCCUCACAGAACGAAAUUCUACCUGGACUGCAAGCCCUGUCUCUGCUUCGAGGGUGAGAUAACGUGUUCUAGACGACCCUGCGGGGACCAACGUCUUCCAUCACUCCCCUGCGAGUGUCCAGCCCAUUACGUACCGGUCUGCGGACGAUCCGGCGUGACUCUAGCCUCCGCAUGUAUCGCUAAGUGUCGGGGCCUCGAGGACGAUGACUUUGAGUUCGGUAGCUGUUCAUUUAGGGAUCCCUGUGCGGGGAAUCCCUGUGGCAGUGGGGAAAAGUGUGUGAGAAGGGCUAGGGUCUGUCUGGCCCCAAUUUACAAACCGUGCAAACAGUAUGAGUGUGUCUCAUCCAACUGUGAGGUCAGGAGGAAGGGAUCAGUGGAACGGCCGGUUUGCGAUAAGGAUCAUCGAGAGCACAAGUCAGUUUGUGAUUUGGUGAAGAGUGGAGGGGCUAUCGGCUACUGGGGGCCUUGUUUGAGGGACUGCAGCCUGAGGGGCCCAGUGUGUGGGAUCAAUGGCGAGGUUUAUGCUAAUGAGUGCGCGGCGUGGGCCGAGAAUACUAUUAUGGAUUAUUUUGGGCCUUGUAUGGCGGUUGGGCGGGCUGGGGAGGGCUGUGGGGAAGCCGUCAAGUGUCCGGAUAUUCCUGAAGGCUGUCCUGGGGUUAUUCCACCUGGCGCAUGCUGCAGAGUAUGCGGAGCUGCUGCCAGAUUGUUUUAUUCUAGGAAGCAGGUGGAUCGAAUAUACUACAUGAUGGACGAAGAAAGAGACAAAGACGCCGUGACUUUAGAGUCCCUCCUAACAGCCCUAGGUCGUCAAAUCCAAAUAUCCCAAUGCGUUCUUCGUGGAGGAAUGACACCAGAGGGCGACGUCUUCAUCAUCAUCCAACCAACCUCCAAAUCUCCAUCGCUGCUCGAGCAUCGCGCGUGUCUCGCUGAGUUAGAGAAAAUAGUCACUAGAAUCGCAGAGAAGAGUCCAAAAGCAAUGACGGAAGUGCCUUUGGGCUCCCUAACAGGCGGAGAAAUGAUUGACGAAAAGCCGUCAUCAGCGUCAACAUGGCGGACACUGACGCUUCUUCUUCUUUUGCCAUUCUUAAUCGUCGGAAUUAUUACGUAACACAAAGAAAAAAUAAUUCUUGUUUC